UCCGCAAGAUACCUAGUAGACCUCAGCUGCUCCCGCAGCUCCGGCGCAUCCAGACACUCCGCUCCCUUGUGAGCAGCGCUGCGCCGCCGUCGCCGUCGCCGUCGCCGCCGGUAGCCUCGUCGAAACCGAGCACGAGCCAUGUCCGCUCGGAGCGCUUUCCUCGCCGCCGGCGUUGCCAUAGCCGCCGCCGCCAUCCUCCUCCUCCCACCUGCUUCCCGCCUCUCGCGGAAUUUGGGGGAAGUCGUCGCUGACAUGAUACUGGCCAACGCCACCAUCUACACCGCCGACCCCUCCCGGCCGUUCGCCGAAGCCAUGGCCGUCCGUGCUGGCCGCGUGCUCCGCGUGGGCGGAUACGACUCUGUCAAGGAAUUGAAGGGUAGACACACACUUGAGUUGAAUCUUAGUGGAAACGUUGUUCUUCCGGGAUUCAUUGAUUCCCAUGUGCACUUCAUUGAUGGCGGGCUGCAGUUGGCACGGGUGCCACUUCGAGGGGUUAGAAGCAAAGGUGACUUCAUCAACAGGGUCAAGGAAGCUGUCAGAGAUAAGCAUUAUUGGCAGUGGGUAUUUGGAGGAGGUUGGAACAAUGAUGCUUGGGGAGGUGAUUACCCCACUGCUGCUUGGUUGGACGAUAUAUCUCCUGACAAUCCUGUCUGGCUUUCACGCAUGGAUGGACAUAUGGGAAUUGCCAAUUCGCUAGCUAUGAGAAUGGCUGGGAUCGACAAAAACACAAUUAAUCCAGUUGGUGGAACUAUUAUAAAAACAACUGAAGGAGAACCUACCGGUCUUCUAGUUGAUGCUGCUAUGAAGCUCGUGUUUGAUGUUAUUCCAGAAGUCUCUAUCCAUGAAAGGAGAGAUGCCCUUCUUAGAGCAAGUAGACAUGCCCUAAUGAGGGGGGUGACUACUGUUGUUGAUGUUGGAAGUUACUUCCCUGGAAUGUCAGAAAAGCAAGUCUGGCAAGAUUUUACAGAUGUAUAUGAAUGGGCUCAUUCUGUUGACAAAAUGAUUAUGAGAGUUUGCUUAUUCUUCCCUAUGCCCACAUGGUCUCGUGUUUCUGAUCUUAUCCAUGAAAGAGGUCGGAUGUUAAGUCAAUGGAUUCAUCUAGGUGGUGUUAAAACUUUCCUUGAUGGUUCUUUGGGUUCUUCCAGUGCUUUAUUCUAUGAGCAUUACACAGAUGAUCCUAGAAGUUAUGGUCUCCAAUUGGUAGACAUGGAUGAUCUGCUCAAUACAACGUUAGAAUUAGACAAAUCAGGGCUGCAGGUUGCCAUACAUGCAAUUGGAGAUAAAGCCAAUGAUAUGCUACUCGAUAUGUAUGACAAGGUGGUUGAUUUCAAUGGAAUGAAGGACCAUAGAUUUCGAAUUGAGCAUGCUCAACAUCUUGCUCCUGGUGCAGCCCAGCGCUUUGGCAAACAUGGUAUUAUUGCGUCUGUGCAGCCUGAUCAUAUAUUAGAUGAUGCCGGUUCUGCUGGAAAGAAAAUUGGGAUAGAACGAGCUGAUCGAAGCUCCUAUUCUUUUCGGUCACUAUUAGAUGGUGGUGCACAUCUUGCUUUUGGUUCUGAUUGGCCCGUUUCAGACAUUAAUCCGUUACAAGCUAUUCAAACUGCAGUAUCCCGCAAACCUGUUGGAUGGGAAGUCCCUUGGAUCCCUGCGGAAUGCUUAUCUCUAGAUGAUUCUCUGAAGGCGCAUACUAUAUCUGCCGCCUACGCCUGCUUCCUCGACCAUGUUUUGGGCAGCAUAUCUGAAGGAAAGUACGCCGAUUUUGUGAUCCUGCCUUGCACAUCAUGGGACGAGUUCGCUAGCGACAUACCAAGCCAAGUCUUGGCAACCUACGUGAACGGCAAGCAGGCCUAUCCAUGAUCCCAUCAGGUGACUCCGCUCCAGGCUAGAAUAGGUUGAAUACACUGAAACUAUCAUAUUCAAAGUCUUACAUCAUACAACAUCUGUGUGCCAAUCAACUAGGCAAGUGGGCUUCUUCUAAACCGAUAUACUAUUAUUCAACUCUCUUUAUCUCAAAAUAUACAUUUCUAAAGCUGGGCCAGAAGAAUGAUUGGAGAAAUAUUAUAAUUGGUCUAGAAGAAAAUGCAGGUGAAAAAACUAAAUUGAAAAUGGUUGUGGUUGGUUGAAAUAAUGAAGCAGGUGAAGAAGUAGCUUUAUAUUUUGAGAUAAAUGUGGACGAUAGAAAUAGUCACUUUUUAAUACGGAGGGAGCAGCUAAAAUGGAUAAAUGGAUAUCCUGUGGCUUGUAGCUGGAUAGAAGUGUCCC
Messenger RNA from Oryza brachyantha (malo sina), 2259 nucleotides. RefSeq names its product protein LONG AFTER FAR-RED 3. Gene Ontology annotation, molecular function: hydrolase activity, acting on carbon-nitrogen (but not peptide) bonds. NCBI's taxonomy places the organism in Eukaryota, Viridiplantae, Streptophyta, Magnoliopsida, Poales, Poaceae. The record is from RefSeq and is a predicted model, not a curated record. The coding region runs from base 139 to 1854 and encodes 571 amino acids. The transcript is spliced from 16 exons.